Messenger RNA from Xyrichtys novacula (pearly razorfish), 995 nucleotides. Lineage: Eukaryota; Metazoa; Chordata; Actinopteri; Labriformes; Labridae. The record is from the annotation of a GenBank genome assembly.
AUGGCCUCUUUGAAGAAGUCCUUUGAGAGCCUGAAAGGCACGAGCCAGUCAGCUGCAAAAGGAGUCACAGAUACUGCAGGUACAGAGAUGAAGCUAUGAGAUUGAACUGGGGCCGAUGAAAGACUCAAUAGAGAAAAAAAAACAUUUAUUUUGUCGUCGGGUUUUUGAUCUUUUUUGCUUAUUGAAUCUUCAUGUUUAAUCUUACGUUUGUUUUCCUCUCAAUGUAUAGAGAUUCUGAGAAGUUUGUAUGUUAAACAAAUGUAAAGCGUUAAAAGCAAUAUAUGUUAAAUGCUUUGGUUUUCCUCCUGAGGUCAAUCACUGUAUGUCUGUCAUGUGUUUUUAGUGCAGGCAGCUCAAGAAGCUGUUCAGCAGGUGGCAGACUCAUCUAAAGAAACUGCUAAUACUGGUAAAGUGCACAACUCUCUGUUUUUGACUCUUCACGGUGUUCAUAGACUGAUUAUUUCAUGCAGCAAAUGGUGUAAAAAGAAGACUUGCCCCAAGUGUAAAAACUAAACUAACUAAAAAAAGUGUAAAAAGCCCCCAAAUGUCAUCAAAAUCACUCUGUCCUUUUCGUUUUGCAGAUUUGGGUUGCAAAAAGUGUGUAUCUAAACACUACGUGCUAUUGAUUAAAUGAUUGCGUAUUACCAUGUGUGAUAAACUGACUUAAGAAACAGUUUAAACACGAUGCAAAAAGUAAUUGAGUGGAUGAAUCUCCCUAUGGGACACAACUUUUUUGAUGUGUGCAUCUAAUCUUUAGAUUAAGAGGCCUUAUCUUUAUUCCCAUUAGCUCCCAUUUGAGUGUUUUAAGUUUUACAGUCUUUAUGAAACACUGGAAAACUGUAUUUUUCUCCUGACUACCUUUCCUCUGCUUCACUCUCUGUCUCUUUGUAGCUGCUCAAGAAGCCAGCAAACAGACCAAGGAAGCCAUUGGAAAAGCUGCCGACAAAGCCACUGACACCAUUAAGGAGAUUGGACAGAAACUGGAAAGCAAAUGA